This is a messenger RNA of Colias croceus (clouded yellow), 2133 nucleotides long. RefSeq lists its product as uncharacterized. Bases 1 to 2133 code for a protein of 710 amino acids. The transcript has a single exon. NCBI's taxonomy places the organism in Eukaryota, Metazoa, Arthropoda, Insecta, Lepidoptera, Pieridae. The record is from RefSeq and is a predicted model, not a curated record. Gene Ontology annotation, molecular function: nucleic acid binding; zinc ion binding.
AUGAAACCCCAACUUGAAGUAGAAGGCGAUAUGCCGAGAGAAUCGGCGAUUAAAAGGUGUAAUGUUGUGUUGGAACGUGUGACAGGCGCUACCCCAACACCUACCACAGCUGCCGGUGGAACUGUCAACCGCUCUUAUGCGGUAACAGAUGCGGCCGCAGAGUCGGACUCUCCCCACUCUAUGGCGAGCAUCAAUUCACAAACUACUAUGAGCCCCAUGGUUCGCCGGGAGGCUCUAUGUACCCCGAAUAAGGAGUCACGUUUUUGGCGAUGUCGAAAACGUUCUCGGUUGGAUGAUGGAAGCUCUAGUGACACUUCCAUCCCAUCUUCGUCUGGAAGAAAACCUCGGACAGGCCUGCGCAAGGCGCACAGGGCAGAAAAGGAUAGCCAAGAGGAAGUAGAACACAGAGCAGCAGGCUCAGGAGAUCCAGAGCCAAAACCUGUGCGUUCACCCGCCGUAGAGUUGCAGACGACUGGCGCGAACACAAACACAGCGACCGAAGAUCUACGGAAAAGGAUCGAAGUUAAUCUGGCGACCGUAGAACAGAUCGCCAAAGCGUCCAAUCGCCUAAAGACGACCUAUGUAGCCGAUCUGAGAAACGCUGCUAGGGCAAUUAGAGAAGAUGCCGAUUCCCUUGCUUUUAGGACGUUAACUGACGAAACAAGUGCGCUUCGUGCAGAAAAUGAGCGUUUGCGCAUAAGGCUUGACUUUCUCCAAAGUGAGAUGCGAGAAAUGCGACUGCUCAUGCAACGGGGCCCGGUUGCCUCUGCACAAGCAGCGGAGUUGCCGCAGGACUUCGAAGCCAGGAUGAUCCGUCUACUGGGAGAUCUGAUCGAUGCACGGUUUAAUAACUUAGUGCCUCAACCAAAUCCGCAAUCGCGAUCCCGCCCGUCUACUGCGGCGGAUAGACGAGGUAGCCGGAUCGCUGAUAUUCGACAGGAAAGUUGCUCUGAAGCCUCAGAGGAUACGAGACCAAAACUAAGGGGAACUAAAACCAUAAUGACCCAAGAUGGGACGAAGAACAAAGAAACUAAGGAGAAAAAGAAGGGAGACAAGAAGAAGAAGAAGAAGAAGGGAAAAGGAUUAGGUAACGAAAAACAGAUGGAAGAACCGGUCCCUGAUAUCUCCCCCGCGGUGGUGGUCUCCACGCAUCUUGACGUGGAAUCCCCUGCUGUGCCUGCAGCCACCUGCUCUGAGGAGGGAUGGUCAGUUGUUGCAAAGAGGGGCAGAGCGAGUGCAAACAAAGUGCAGCAGGCCGGGCUCACUAAGCACACGGUGGAAUCGCGAAAAGCGUCUCAACACCCCCAGUCAGCACAACCUAAGCUAAGGGCUCCGAGGUCCGCGGCAGUCGUUCUGACAAUUCCAUCCGAGGCCCAGACCAGCGGUGUAACGUAUGCUACAGCUAUCCAAGAGGCGAGAUCCAAAAUAGACUUGAAGGAAUCCGGAAUCGAAUGUGUGAAAUUUCGCCAAGCGGUCACGGGAGCCACAAUCAUACAGAUUUCUGGACCGGGAAGCGACGAGAAGGCUGAUCUGCUAUCGGUUAAACUGAAGACCCUAUUUAAGGACAAAAAUAUCAAAGUCUCUAGGCCCGUAAAAAUGGCGGAUCUACGGGUGUCAGGUCUAGAUGCGUCUAUAACAGCGAACGACCUGAAGGAAGCCAUAGUCAAAAAAGGUGAAUGCUCGGCUGAACAGAUAAGAGUGAGUCAGAUAAAAAAGGACAAAACCGGAUUGUACGCAGCCUGGGUAAACUGCCCUGUAACAGCGGCCAAAAAAGUCAGCGAGGCACGUUUCCUCGUUGGAUGGGUUGCGGCGAGGGUAAGGGUGCAAAAACCACGGGAGCUACGUUGCUUUCGCUGCCUAGAAGUUGGUCACGUUGCUAACCGUUGUGUUGCGGAAUGUGACCGCAGCCAGCUGUGCUACCGCUGCGGGCAGCCAGACCAUAAAGCCGCCAGUUGUACCGCUAAGCCCAACUGCACAGUAUGCGCGGCUGCUGGCAGGAAAGCAGACCAUCGCUUAGGCGGCAACGGCUGCUCAGCGGACAAGGGGCCCAAAAAGAGGCCCAUAAAACCUACUGCGGGCUCCCAGACAGAAGCAUCAAAUAAUAUGGAGACUAUGGAAACCACUACAGUAUAG